This is a messenger RNA of Darwinula stevensoni, 2226 nucleotides long. NCBI's taxonomy places the organism in Eukaryota, Metazoa, Arthropoda, Ostracoda, Podocopida, Darwinulidae. The record is from the annotation of a GenBank genome assembly.
AUGUUUCGGGCUGAGUUCGCAAUGCGGCGAAAACAAUCUGUGCCAGGAUCUGAAGGCUCGAGCCUGAGUGAUCAACUGAGUCUAGCAAGACAAGCACGAGUGGAAGACACAAGUAGCGAGUCCGAGGAGACGUGCAGAGUGAAUUUCUCAUUGACUCUCUCCCCUCGUCGGAAGGAUAUCGCCGAGCCACAGCUGCUCUUGGAGGAUGGAUCCGACUCCAGCAGUGAUUCGGAGCAGAAGCAGGAGGUGGAUCGUUGUUUUGUCUCAUCCGUACCUGCACGCCGACGAUCGUCUGACAUCGUCUCGACCUCGACCUCCGAUCGGACUCGAUCGCCGAGUCUGCAGAGUUCCGACGAGGAAGGACUCGGACGGGAAUCGACGAGUCAUUCCGAUGUCGCUGACCGCGUGGAUCUCGAAGACGUGGACGUUAACCCAGAAGCUCGAAAUAUUCUUGUCUGGCCGGUGUCGAAUCCGAGGAAGUUGAGUCGACAAGAUUCAUUUGAUGCCGGGUUGUUACCAAAGGGCGAACUGGACAAGCAAGUGUCGGGGGCGUCUGAGGAGACUUUCAAGGCAAGCAGUGGAGAUUCGCCGGAAGAAUCCUUACAGACUUCGAAGGAUUCGGAUAUGGAUAAAGAUUUCCAGCACAUGGAAGGUUCGAGGCGACAGCGGAAAACUGGACUCGACCUUUUCGCCCAGGCACAGCGUAGUGAAAACUUCACCGAUUACCUGGGUGCAUCUUCAGGUGCCCCAAAGUACGUUGAAACGAGGACCGCGAAACUUCGCCUGACUCCUCCGUUAAAAGAAACGAGAAAUCGUGCCAUGAAGACCAACGCCAUCGCGUCCGUCCUCGUACCUACCACAAGACGCCUUUUCUCACCUUCCAGAUAUGGGGUCGUGUCACGGGUGGUGAAUGACACCAGGGAGAACGCUCCCGACGAGAAUCGCCUUGGGCCUGCUGUACCCGUGAGUAAAUCCCGUUCGGCUUCGGAAGUGCUGAGUCCUGUGACCCCUAGGACAGGGGUGACUGGGACGCGGAAUCGUUUCUCGGUCGUUGAGAUUCCUCUAACGACUUCUCCUUCCUUCUCGUCGUCUUCGAAGCGAGUAGCGCUCGUGGAAGCAGCUCGAGAGUCCGCGCCGAACGUCCGACUCAUGGUUGCCAAGUACGAUCGGAUCGCCAGCGAUGGGGAUCGGUCUAGACCAUUCCUGGGAAACGAGAGAGGUUAUACCCAACAGAAGAUAGGACCAUCAGUGAUGGGAGCCAGGCCUAAGGAGCGAGAAACACUCAGAGCAGAAGAGGAGACGAGGAGCCUGAGUCCUCAGCGUUGGACACCGAACGGCCCGCCGCUGCCGAUCGUGAGGCGAUCUCCAUCCAACCGACUUCGGGCGUGGAAGAUUCGUCGAGCCAGGGAAGAGUUCUUCGCCCGAGGUCCAACCGGUCCUCGCUCCCAUUAUUCCCGGAUGCUUCUUCCUCCCCUUGGCCCCGAUGGAGACGCUCCAGGUAGCUUUCGCUGUCGUCAUCGAGACGAGUUAAAAGGAGACGAAGAUCUACUGAAGCGAUACUCUACCGAAAGCGCUACGAGCGAUCAGAGUGUGGAGUCCGGGGAGAGAUCGGUCUCCAUGAAGUCUGCUAGCGCUGGAAACGUUAAUCCGUCGAGACGAGUCGACGAUCGAGAGAUGAUGGGGAGUGGUGAAAGGAGGAGAGAUCAGGAGAGGAGAUCCCGGUCGCCUCGCACUCUCAUACCUCGACCGUUCAUAAGUAUCGCUAAGAGAUUCUUCCGUAAGGGAAACGAGGAGGAAAAGAAUAUGGAAACAGUGAAGAUGUUAUGCAGGCAGAGUCUACACGUGGACGUGGGAGAGGCUGGUGAAUGCGAGGGGGAACGUAGUCCCGACCCCGGCGAGCAACGCCGUUUCCAUUCCGAUGUCCCGCUCGCAUGCAUGCCGAGGAUAAAAUCUUCAGUCGAAGGGCAUCGGGACGUCGAUGCGAUCGUCGAGAUCUUUUCACGAAACCCACACCCAUUGGAGAGUAUGGUGGAGUUGGAGCAUGAGAAAGAUGCCUGCGGCCGUCAGACGAUGGAUGAUCCGCAUUCGGACAACGAGCAAAGCGACGAUGAACGAAACGACAGGAAGUUGCGAACCGACUGCAGAAAUUCAUUCAUCUACUCCACCGGACCGCUCUUCGGAGAAGAUUUCUCCACUCUCGGUCCGACUACUGCAUGCGAGAUCUAA